Molecule: messenger RNA, 1670 nt
Organism: Lycium barbarum (goji berry)
Lineage: Eukaryota; Viridiplantae; Streptophyta; Magnoliopsida; Solanales; Solanaceae
Exons: 11
Coding region: 265-1371 (368 amino acids)
Molecular function (GO): RNA-DNA hybrid ribonuclease activity; nucleic acid binding
Source: RefSeq, a predicted model, not a curated record
CACCAACUACCCCACUCCCUCAUCUCACCCCAUACUCUAAACCCCACCCACCCACUCCCACCCACCCCCAUCUCUCACUCAUACGCUUUCUCUAUGCUUUCUUGUUCAUGCUUCAAGUGCUUAAUCAAGAAAACAGCUUCUAAUAUUGGAACUGUUCAAUCUCUUCGCAGCUGAGUCUGAUUAUGUCUGGAAGAAUCCUCCCUAAUUUGCCUUUUUUCCAUUUUGUUUUCUAGAAGCUGGUGGAUCUGAGUGAAGUCCUGUGGAAUGAACAGCUUGUUUCAUACAUGUUCUACUGCAAUAUUAACAAGGACUAGCCGUCUUAUUGUGAAGAAUUCAAUCUGUGAAUUUCCAGCUCGUUCAUGGAAGACAAGCUUUGGUCAUGCUACAAUUAGAAAACUUAAUUCCAACUCGUAUUUGAAAAGAGUUUGUGCUCUUCGCUGCUAUUCGUCCAAAAAGCAUAGUGGAGAUAGUUCUCAACCACAGAAUUCUGAUCCCACCCCAGCAAUGAAGGAAGAGAAUGGUUUCUUUGUUGUUAGGAAAGGAGAUCUGGUUGGAGUCUACAGAAACUUGAGUGAUUGCCAGACCCAAGUCGGAUCGUCGAUAUGUGAUCCUCCUGUUAGCGUGUACAAAGGUUACGCCAUGCCUAAGGACACAGAAGAAUAUCUACUUUCUUGUGGGCUUAAAAAUGCUCUAUAUUCUAUCAGAGCUGCAGAUCUUACCGAAGAUCUCUUUGGUACUCUAGUCCCAUGCCCUUUUCAGCAACCUUCUUCUUCAAAAAGUGGAAUAUCUGAUCAUUUGCCAAAGAAGAGGUCACAGGAAGCAAUGUGGUCAGAAUAUGCGGAGGCUGUUGGAUCAGCAGUUAUUUCAAAUGAUUCCGUAAGAAAGCAUGUCAAGUUAGAACAACAUAAGGGUGACCAAGUUCUAGCUCUACCAUCUAGUCAACGUUCUUGUACUCUUGAAUUUGAUGGUGCUUCAAAAGGAAAUCCUGGACAAGCUGGCGCGGGAGCUGUUAUACGGGCUGAUGAUGGAAGUUUUACCCUCAGGCUACGUGAGGGUUUAGGAGUGGCAACAAGCAAUCAUGCUGAAUACAGGGGCUUUAUUUUGGGUUUGAAACAUGCACUUAGAGAAGGGUUUACAAGUAUUCGUGUUCAGGGUGACUCCAAGCUUGUUUGUAUGCAGAUCCAAGGUCUUUGGAAGGUUAAAAAUCAAAACAUAGCCACAGUGUUUGAGACGGCAAAACAACUGAAGGAAAGGUUCCUUUCUUUCCGCAUCAUUCAUGUCCUUCGGGAGUCAAACUCUGAUGCGGAUCAACAAGCAAACUUGGCUGUUGAACUUCCUGAGGGUCAAGUUCAGGAGGAAAUAGAGAAAUGACCAAUGCACAAAGAGAUGGUUUUCGAGUACAUGGCAAAAAUGUAGUAAUGGUACAGACAAGGAUUUUUACGCGCUAACCACUAGGUCCGGUUCUUGACAGAAUCUUGAUUCUUUGAGGGUCAAUUCAUAUUAUGAAGCCAGUGGAUUACAGUUAUUGUGAGUUCAUUCACUGUUUUAGUGUCCGCUUUGGAUUAAUCUUAUUGCAAUUAGGAAUUAUGUAAAUGUAAUUGGAACUUAGAUGUGGCCUGAUAACUGGCACCAGCAGCAAUGUUACUAUUAUUGGCUUUGAAUUUUCAGCA